This is a messenger RNA of Monomorium pharaonis (pharaoh ant), 831 nucleotides long. RefSeq lists its product as uncharacterized. The transcript has a single exon. The coding region runs from base 1 to 831 and encodes 276 amino acids. Lineage: Eukaryota; Metazoa; Arthropoda; Insecta; Hymenoptera; Formicidae. The record is from RefSeq and is a predicted model, not a curated record.
AUGAGCAGGCCGGAGGAUGUAACGCUAAACCCGUUCGGCAUGGACAAUCAAGAGGAAAGCCAGGCCAGCAAAAUAUCAAUACGACUACCACCAUUUUGGCCAGACGAGCCCGAGCUAUGGUUCGCACAACUAGAGGGACAGUUUGCGCUGUGCAAAAUCAAUAGAGAUGUGGAGAAGUACGCCUACGCACUCUCAAAGUUGGAGCCAAAACAGGCCCGAGAGGUAAAGGACAUAAUUACCCAACCGCCAGAGACAGAGAAAUACGAGGCAUUAAAGAAGGCGCUGAUACAAAGACUCACCGACUCACAAGAUAACAGGAUGCGGCAACUAUUAGAACGAGAGGAAAUCGGAGAUAGGAAGCCAUCACAAUUCCUAAGAUACCUCAAGGCUCUAGCAGAAGCAACAGUGAGUAGCGAACUACUGCGCACACUAUGGCUAGGACGUCUACUACAUCCAAUGCAAGCCAUACUAGCAACACGGACGACGGACGAGCUAGACGAAGUAGCAGAGCAAGCAGACCGAAUCCACGAGCUAGGACAAAAAGCAGUAGUACUAGCCACGUCGACAGCACCGAGAGAAGAGAGAAGACGAGAGUCGCAAAAGGGAGAGACCGAACUCGAAGCGUUGAGAAAGGAAGUCGCCGCCUUAACCACCCAGGUUAGCAGGAUGGCAAGAUCCAUGAUGAAGCAGCGACAGCGGACUCGAAGCCGCUCAAGAAGCAGAACGAUAGAGCAAAAUGGGAUCUGCUAUUACCAUCGACGAUUUGGAAACGAAGCUAAAAAGUGCACACAACCAUGCACAUUUACAAAAAACGACGAGGGCAGUCAUUAG